Messenger RNA from Synchiropus splendidus (mandarinfish), 2405 nucleotides. RefSeq lists its product as uncharacterized. The transcript has 13 exons. The coding region runs from base 50 to 2272 and encodes 740 amino acids. NCBI's taxonomy places the organism in Eukaryota, Metazoa, Chordata, Actinopteri, Syngnathiformes, Callionymidae. The record is from RefSeq and is a predicted model, not a curated record.
ACACAGCUGCACUUCACUCCAGAGUGGCUCUGGAGUGAGUUGAUUCAGGAUGGCGAUGGCAGCGACUCUUUUCCUGCUUCUCAUGGUGGCUUUUGAAAGCGGAGGGGCUCAGUUCUUCGGCGACAGCGUCAACGUUCGUGUGGUGCCCAGGAAGGGAGGAGCGUUCCAGAUGGUGAUUCGACACCGGCAGAACGGCAGGAGCAACUGCACCAACAACCCCAACUUCACCUGCGAGUCAGGCUCAUGCUCAGAGUUCACAGCCUCGCCGGCCCAGCAGGGGGACGCCAGCGCUGCGGGAGGCUGGUGUCAGAGCGAAGCCCAUUUAACUGCUGACAUCCAGAGCGGCACCAAGCACAUCGACCUGAGAAAUUCCGGCUGCUGCUGGACCUCCAAUGUGGAAGGAGCUCGCGACUGGUCCACUUCCCUUCACCUUGAUCUGGGAGUUCGCUCUGACACCAGGGCGCUGAACAAAUGUCCAGUCACCACCAGUGUGUCUUCUCUUCGGGUUCCACAGAACUGUUUCUCCCAAAUCCGCCUGCUGGCUCACGACCCAGACGGGGACCGGGUCAGGUGCACCUUCACCAACAGCACGGGGCCCGAGGUUCUGCUGGACACGAGCCACUGCACCAUCACCAAGAACCAGAAUCUGAGCGUCGGGGUCCACGUGCUGGAGGUGAAGCUGGAAGACCUGCCCACCAGGAACAUCACUCUGACCUACCGCGACGGGACGUCGGUUGCCAUGGAUACGACGGGCGGGGAGUCACUCUGCAGCGUCACCCUGCAGUUCACACUGGAGAUCCUGCCAUCGGUGGCGAACUGUAAACUGGGUGAUGGGACACCCAUCUUCCUGUCCAAGACGCCGUCCCACGGCGACGUCCUUCACGCCUCCGUGGGUCAGCCCUUCAGGAUGGAGGUGCAGGCAGAGGCGCAGAGCGACUCAAUCCACGACUUCCAGGUCAGUGGCCCCCAAAACAUGAGCAAAGAGGUGCAUGCUGGCAGGUGGGCGGAGAUGACGCUGAGCUGGACGCCGCAGGAGAGCGACCUGCAGACCGUCAACGCCGUCUGCUUCACGGCAGAGGCCUCCCAGUCACAGUCAGACAUGAGGUGUGUCGUGAUCAUGGUAUCCAGAUCCACCAUCUCACAAGGUACCGGCGGUGUGACCUGUGCGGCCGAGCAGAUGACCGUGUUCCUGGAGAAGGCCUCCAUUCCUGGGAUCGACGUGAGAUACCUGCAGCUGAAGGACCCGUCCUGCAAACUGACCUCCAACAGCACCCACAUCAUGGGCACCAUCUCCUUCAGAUCCUGCGGCACAGAGCUGGAGGACCAGGGGGACUACAUGGUUUUCAAGAACCAGAUUAAGUCUUUCGAGCUGGCGCGAGAGGUCAUCAUCCGGAGGAAGACGGUGGAGAUCGACUUCGCCUGCCAGUUCCCCAAAAGCGCCGUCGUCACCAACUUCUACACGCUUCGCAACAGCGACUACAUUUUCUCCGAGUCCAGCUUCGGCAGCUUCGGCUACUCGUUCAACGUGUUCAAGGACGGCAACUUCACGGACAGGUACGAGGCCACCAGCUACCCAGUGGAGAUGCAGCUGAUGCAGCCCAUCUUCAUGGGCAUCGCUGCCGAGUCAGAGCUCCCAAACCUCAAGCUCUUCGUCGAGUCGUGCAGAGCCACUCCUGACGACAACCCGGAGAACCCCAUGUUCUACGACCUCAUCAAGGACGGGUGUUUGCAGGACGAGACGGUGAAAGUUCACCCAGGCGACCAGAUGUCCUUCCACUUCCAUUUCCAGAUGUUCAAAUUCACUGGAAACUACGACACGGUCUACGUCAGGUGUCUGGUCCUCCUCUGCGACUCACACAGCACCUCCUCCAGGUGCACCCAGGGCUGCCUGCCGGAGCCGUCGCGCAGACGCAAGCGUUCAGCGGGCGGCGAGACCAACGGCCACUACAUCACCCAGGGUCCCUUCCAGCUGGUGGAGCAGGGGCAACAGGACGGCGUGAACAAAGCUGCAGAUCUGGAUGCAGCGACCACGGACGGGCUCCCUCCUUCAGACGCGUGGCCCACCACUCCAGUGCCCCCGAGUCCCCCCGUGUCGCAGGAGAGGAGGGUUUGGGAGGAAGACGCCCGGGAGGUUCUCAGCAGCAACGUCAGCACUGUCACGUUUGCCGGAACCCUCCUGGCCUCCGUGCUGCUCCUGGUGGUGGUGGUGGUUCACUGUGUCAGGAAGCGGUCGUCCGAGGAUCGGAAGGCUCUUCUGAAGGAAUACAUGUGAGGCUGCUCUCUCUUCUGCUGCUGCUGCUCUGUCCUUUCCUGCUCACGCCUGAAGCUCGCACACAGUCGCACUUGAGAAAGCCUCCUCGCCCUGGGUGGCUCUAUCUGUCAAUAAAGUCUCUGUUUUUCACUGA